GUGCUCUCUCGAAAUUGUUCGUUUACUUCCAGACGUAGCUUUCCUUUCUUUCUGUCGAAAAGUGUCUCACUCAAUCAAAACAAAGGCAAAUUUCGUAGUCGUUUUCGUCGAGAAAAACAAUAUUCGUGUUUUAUUUGUGGGAAAGUAUUCCAAUUGAAUUGUAACCUUCUCCAAAAAGCAACCGAAAGCAAUGGGAAAAAUCUUCCUCGAUCACAUCGGCGGCCAGAAGCUGUAUUCGUGCGCUGCCUGCGAAACGAAUCUCACCAACAAACGGGAACUGAUUAGCACCCGUUUCACGGGUGCCACCGGACGGGCCUACCUGUUCAAGCGCGUUGUUAAUCUGACCUACUCGCAGGUGCAGGACCGAGUGAUGCUGACCGGACGCCACAUGGUGCGGGACGUGAUGUGCAAGAACUGCAAGGCCAAGCUCGGCUGGAUGUACGAAUUCGCCACCGAAGAGUCUCAAAAGUACAAGGAGGGCCGUGUCAUUCUGGAGCACGCACUCAUUACCGAGUCGGAGGGUUUUCCGGAACCGUGACCCUUUCUGUUCGAUCCGGUUGAGUUUUAGGAUGUCGCUGCUGGGAGGGUGCUUGAUGCGUGAAUGAGGAGUAUUUUCUAACGAUUCAAUAAUAAUCAUAUUAUUCUAGAGUUUAGUGUUAGACUUUUGUCGGUUUGCAGUAGAUGUUGGACAAAUUUAAAAUAAAAAUUUCAGUGUUUCAACUUUGCUCUAGAUCUUAUCCCGAGACUGUAUUCGGAUUAAUAUUACUAUAACGAAAUAUUACAAUCAAAUAGUGUACAGUACGUAA
Molecule: messenger RNA, 806 nt
Organism: Wyeomyia smithii (pitcher-plant mosquito)
Lineage: Eukaryota; Metazoa; Arthropoda; Insecta; Diptera; Culicidae
Gene: Yippee
Product: protein yippee
Exons: 1
Coding region: 191-538 (115 amino acids)
Source: RefSeq, a predicted model, not a curated record